This is a messenger RNA of Branchiostoma floridae (Florida lancelet), 2304 nucleotides long. RefSeq names its product oral-facial-digital syndrome 1 protein homolog. Gene Ontology annotation, biological process: extrinsic apoptotic signaling pathway via death domain receptors; apoptotic process. The transcript is spliced from 16 exons. Gene Ontology annotation, cellular component: nucleolus. The record is from RefSeq and is a predicted model, not a curated record. Gene Ontology annotation, molecular function: DNA binding. Lineage: Eukaryota; Metazoa; Chordata; Leptocardii; Amphioxiformes; Branchiostomatidae. Bases 1 to 1995 code for a protein of 664 amino acids.
AUGUGUAACACACCACCUUUGCAAGCUGAAGUUGCUGAGGAUGACCUGGUCAGGACGUCCUUCCAUAAUGCAGAACUGCAGAUGCUGCUAACUGAUGAGAAGCUGGUGGCUGCAGAGCUUCUAGAGCUGGCUCAAGAGCAAGCUGAAGCUGCUGAGGAUGACCUGGUCAGGACGUCCUUCCAUAAUGCAGAACUGCAGAUGCUGCUAACUGAUGAGAAGCUGGUGGCUGCAGAGCUCCUAGAGCUGGCUCAAGAGCAAGCUGAAGCUGCUGAGGAUGACCUGGUCAGGACGUCCUUCCAUAAUGCAGAACUGCAGAUGCUGCUAACUGAUGAGAAGCUGCAAGCUGAAGCUGCUGAGGAUGACCUGGUCAGGACGUCCUUCCAUAAUGCAGAACUGCAGAUGCUGCUAACUGAUGAGAAACUGGUGGCUGCAGAGCUUCUAGAGCUGGCUCAAGAGCAAGCUGAAGCUGCUGAGGAUGACCUGGUCAGGACAUCCUUCCAUAAUGCAGAACUGCAGAUGCUGCUAACUGAUGAGAAGCUGCAAGCUGAAGCUGCUGAGGAUGACCUGGUCAGGACGUCCUUCCAUAAUGCAGAACUGCAGAUGCUGCUAACUGAUGAGAAGCUACAAGCAGAUGAUGCAAAGGUCCAGCAUGAAAGGGAGCUCUCUCAGGCCCAUGAAGACCUAGAAAUGGCCAUCUGUGACCUACAGGAGGAAAAAAAGAGGAGUGCCCAGAAGCACAUCCUGAUAGAUGACUUGAAGGCUCAGGUCGCCAUUCUAAAGACAGGAGGGUCCUGUUUCAGCAGUAGAUAUGAAGCCAGAGCCCACGUCUCACUUGAAGAGGCAGAAGCGAUGGCAUACAGGAUCGCAGAACUGGAGGUCCUUUUGGAGGAGCAGCGGAAUGAAAACACCAAGCUGACAGCCCAGUUACAACAGUCUGAGGAAGAGAGUCUGCCAGAUAACACAGAACAACAAGACCACUCUUUCCUGCCCGAGUGCUUCCUGGCUCACAGCGCCUCGCCCAUUGAUGAGGAAGAGAUGCUGCCAGCAGACAUGGAACACAAAGAGGACUCUUUCCUGCCUGAGUGCUUCCUGGCCCGCUGCCCCUCACCAAUGAAUGACAAGGAGGAAGGGCUGCCAGCAGACAUGGAACACAAAGAGGACUCUUUCCUGCCUGAGUGCUUCCUGGCCCGCUGCCCCUCUCCAAUGAAUAACAAGGAGGAAGGGCUGCCAGCAGACAUGGAACACAAAGAGGACUCUUUCCUGCCUGAGUGCUUCCUGGCCCGCUGCCCCUCACCAAUGAAUGACAAGGAGGAAGGGCUGCCAGCAGACAUGGAACACAAAGAGGACUCUUUCCUGCCUGAGUGCUUCCUGGCCCGCUGCCCCUCUCCAAUGAAUAACAAGGAGGAAGGGCUGCCAGCAGACAUGGAACACAAAGAGGACUCUUUCCUGCCUGAGUGCUUCCUGGCCCGCUGCCCCUCUCCAAUGAAUAACAAGGAGGAAGGGCUGCCAGCAGACAUGGAACGCAAAGAGGACUCUUUCCUGCCUGAGUGCUUCCUGGCCCGCUGCCCCUCACCAAUGAAUGACAAGGAAGAGAUGCUGCCACCUGACAUGGAAUGCAAAGAGGACUCUUUCCUGCCUGAGUGCUUCCUGGCUCGCUGCCCCUCACCAAUGAAUGACAAGGAGGAAGGGCUGCCAGCUGCCAUGGAAUGCCACGAGGACUCUUUCCUGUCUGAGUGCUUCCUGGCCCGCUGCCCCUCACCAAUGAAUGACAAGGAGGAAGGCCUGCCAGCAGACGUGGAAUACAAAGAGGACUCUUUCCUGCCUGCAGAGUGCUUCCUGGCCCGCUGCCCCUUACCCAUGGAUGCCGAGGUAGACAGACAGACAGCUGACACUGAACAAGACUUGAGCCCACGAGUAGAGAGUAAGGGAUUAGCCAAAUGGUUGAAAAAAGCAAAGAGGAUGUUAUGCUGUUGCAACAGUGUGAAAGAGGAUUAAGAACAUAAUAGUGUAUAAUAUAUAUUUAAUAAUGUAAAUGAUCUGUAAACAUAUAUGCUGUCAAAGUGAUGGUAUCAUAUAAUAUACUGCAAUGUGUUUUCCAGCGGUCUUAUUUGUAAACAAGGAGAGAUCUGAAAUAAUUGUAUAAAAAAAGAAAUGAAAAAUAUAAUAUUUGUAUGGCCAAUUUUAUCAAACAUUUUUAACAUGAGAGAGACUCUAUUUUCAUGCCCAACAAUUUUAUGUCUGUCAUAAGCAUUGUCUGUGAAGGGGAGAUGCAGUCUGACAAUACAUGUGUGUAGUGUGUACAAG